Molecule: messenger RNA, 7764 nt
Organism: Chinchilla lanigera (long-tailed chinchilla)
Lineage: Eukaryota; Metazoa; Chordata; Mammalia; Rodentia; Chinchillidae
Gene: Phf14
Product: PHD finger protein 14
Biological process (GO): regulation of transcription by RNA polymerase II
Source: RefSeq, a predicted model, not a curated record
UGGAUCGCAGCUCCAAGAGGAGGCAGGUGAAGCCUCUGGCAGCUUCUCUUCUAGAGGCUCUCGAUUAUGAUAGUUCAGAUGACAGUGAUUUUAAAGUUGGAGAUGCUUCAGAUUCUGAAGGGAGUGGUAAUGGAAGUGAAGACCCUUCAAAGGACAGUGGAGAAGGCUCCUGUAGUGAUUCUGAAGAAAAUGUUUUAGAGGAAGAACUGAAUGAAGAUGUUAAAGUCAAAGAGGAACCACUGAAAAAUUCUUCCGAGGAGGAAGUACUGUCACCCGACAAGCAGUUAAUCAAAGUGGAGAAGAAGGAGGAAGAGGAUCAUGGAGAGAGACCUAGAAAGAAGAGGGAGAAGGAGAAGGAGAAAGAGAAAGAGAAAGAAAAAGAGAGGGAAAAAGAGAAAGAGAAGGAAAGAGAGAAGGAAAAGGAAAAAGCAGCAGUGUCUGAUAGCGCGGCUGCUUCCGCGGCCCCCUCCGCACCGGCCACCAGCCCUCCCGCCGUCGGCACGCCCCUGCCCGCGCCCGCCGCCGCCACCGCCACGGAGGAGCAAGCCAGUGAGCCCAAGAAGUGGAAUCUGCGCCGCAACCGCCCGCUUCUGGAUUUUGUGUCCAUGGAGGAGCUGAACGACAUGGACGACUACGACAGUGAGGAUGACAACGACUGGCGGCCCGCUGCGGUGAAGAGGAAAGGCCGGUCGGCGUCCCAGAAGGAGGGCAGUGACGGGGACAACGAGGAGGACGAGGACGAGGGCAGUGGGAGUGACGAAGACGAGAACGAGGAGGGCCACGACGAGGACCACAGCAGCCCCGCCAGCGAGGCGGGCUGCAGGAAGAAGAAGAGCAAAGCUCUUAGCAGGAACAGUGCUGAUGAUGAGGAGCUAACCAAUGAUAGCCUGGCACUGUCUCAGAGCAAGAGCAACGAGGACUCGCUGAUUCUUGAGAAGAGUCAGAACUGGAGUUCUCAAAAGAUGGACCACAUCCUGAUUUGCUGUGUCUGUCUGGGAGAUAACAGCGAGGACGCCGAUGAGAUAAUUCAGUGUGACAACUGCGGCAUCACAGUCCACGAAGGUUGCUAUGGGGUUGAUGGAGAGAGUGACUCUAUCAUGAGUUCAGCUUCUGAAAACUCCACGGAGCCUUGGUUUUGUGAUGCUUGUAAAUGCGGUGUUUCCCCCAGCUGUGAGCUGUGCCCUAACCAGGACGGGAUUUUCAAGGAGACUGAUGCUGGAAGAUGGGUUCACAUUGUCUGUGCCCUCUAUGUGCCUGGAGUAGCCUUUGGAGAUAUUGACAAAUUACGGCCAGUAACACUAACAGAAAUGAACUAUUCCAAAUAUGGUGCCAAGGAAUGUAGCUUCUGUGAAGACCCUCGCUUUGCCAGAACCGGGGUUUGCAUUAGCUGUGACGCGGGGAUGUGCAGAGCCUAUUUUCAUGUGACCUGUGCCCAGAAAGAAGGUUUGCUUUCAGAGGCAGCAGCAGAAGAGGACAUAGCAGAUCCGUUUUUUGCUUAUUGUAAGCAACAUGCAGAUCGUUUGGACAGAAAGUGGAAACGAAAAAAUUACUUGGCCCUGCAGUCCUACUGUAAAAUGUCCUUGCAGGAGAGAGAGAAGCAGCUGUCACCAGAAGCGCAGGCAAGGAUCAAUGCCCGGCUUCAGCAAUACCGUGCCAAGGCAGAACUAGCUCGAUCCACCAGACCCCAGGCCUGGGUUCCAAGGGAAAAAUUGCCCAGACCACUCACUAGUAGUGCUUCAGCUAUUCGUAAACUGAUGCGGAAAGCAGAGCUAAUGGGGAUCAGUACAGAUAUCUUCCCAGUGGACAAUUCAGAUACUAGCUCUAGUGUGGACGGAAGGAGGAAACAUAAGCAGCCAGCUCUCACUGCUGACUUUGUGAAUUAUUACUUUGAGAGAAAUAUGCGCAUGAUUCAAAUUCAGGAAAAUAUGGCUGAGCAAAAGAAUAUCAAGGAUAAAUUAGAGAACGAGCAAGAAAAGCUGCACGUGGAGUACAACAAGCUGUGUGAGUCUUUAGAAGAACUACAGAACUUGAAUGGAAAACUUCGAAGUGAAGGGCAAGGAAUAUGGGCCUUGCUGGGCAGGAUUACAGGACAGAAGUUGAACAUACCGGCAAUUUUGCGAGCACCCAAGGAGAGAAAACCGAGUAAAAAAGAAGGAGGCACACAGAAGACAUCUGCUCUUCCUACAGUGCUUUAUAGCUGUGGGAUCUGUAAGAAGAACCAUGACCAGCAUCUUCUUUUAUUGUGUGACACCUGUAAACUCCAUUACCACCUUGGAUGUCUGGACCCCCCUCUUACAAGGAUGCCAAGAAAGACCAAAAAUAGUUACUGGCAGUGCUCAGAGUGUGACCAGGCAGGGAGCAGCGACAUGGAAGCAGACAUGGCCAUGGAGACCUUGCCGGAUGGGACGAAGCGGUCGCGGAGGCAGAUCAAGGAGCCAGUGAAGUUCGUUCCGCAGGAUGUGCCGCCAGAGCCCAAGAAGAUCCCCAUAAGAAACACGAGAACCAGAGGACGGAAGCGAAGCUUCAUUCCUGAGGAAGAAAAACAUGAGGAAAGAGUUCCCAGAGAGAGAAGACAGAGACAGUCGGUGCUGCAGAAGAAGCCCAAGGCUGAAGACCUGAGAACCGAGUGUGCGACAUGCAAAGGGACCGGAGACAACGAGAAUCUUGUCAGAUGCCCUUCAUGAGACCCACCCAACUCUGCCACUGCUCAUCCUCGGAGGCAACCCUGGAAACCUCUUUUGUAAAUGUGAUUUAGAGUGUGGAUUGCUCUCGGUAGAGUACAUACAGUAAAGGAGGACAGCCCUCUUGUCUUUGCCAUGAGCUUAUCCCUGCAGGAAGUUGCCUUUACUUGGCAGGUUUGGAUAGAACGUAAUCGACGGGAUUGUUACUUAGUCUGACAAGGCAGUUAAUUUGCCUCUGUGGAUUUUCUUCUUUCCCUUGCUUUUCUUUUUCUCUUUGGCACUAAUCAGAAAUACUCAAUAUGUGCAUUGUUGGAAAAUAUUGCAUAAAUGUCUUUUCAGAAUUGUCCUAUCCAGUGUUUUUCCUUCUUGCUUCUUGGGCAAAUGAUGACGCAGUGUUUGGACUCUCUGAAGAGUUAUGGAAACUUCUGGGACUUAAAGGCGACGUUACAUGUUUCUCCCUAUUGUCGGACAGUCCGGUGACUAGCAAGAAGGGCGAUGCUUUCCGUUAGUCCGCUGCCCUGUCCUGUCCGCUUACCGUGCUCGUUCACAUCCGAAGCGCUGCCGCGCUGGGAGACACCUGCAGACUCACAGUAGAUGUUGCUUCCGUGAGAGACUUGUGAACCCCGUGACGUUCUGUUUUUAUCUCGUUAUUCCUAGUACGAAAGCAUUAACAUCAGCAUGACAUUUUUACAGCUUUCAGUUUUAAGUUUAUGAAUACAAAUAUAUCUGUGUUGAUCUCUGUGUAUUUUUUAGAGAUACCCAGGUUUACUCAGUCCUUACUGUUUUGUUUAAUAUGAACUCUCUGUGCUCAGAGUAAUUUUACUGUUUCAACCUCAAAUACGAAGUUAUGAAAUGAGGGACAUACAAAGCUUGUUGAUGGUACAACCUGCCUGCUGAAAGAUCAUCAACAUCUGUAUCUUUCCAGAGGUUUACAGAAUUAAAAUUUGAUCUUCAAGCUUUAAUGAUCCAGUUUUAAGUCAACGACAGAAACACAUUGAAUAUUCCAUCACUCAGUCUUGAACUGACUUAGAAGAGACUGUUCGCUGCUUUGAAGUGCACAUAUGCAUGUAAAUUGUCAGCAUAUCUCCUGGAAUUUCCUGAUUUAUGUAUGUGCUUUUGGACUUUUCAGGUAUAGUGGCAACUGAAUAUUGUUGAAACUUUAGGACUAGAGUAGGCAGUGUAUAGAUAAUCAAACGCAAGUAUAAUUAUAGAGUUUCUGUAUGCUAAUAAUCUAUAGUCAUGAUUGGAUAUUUAGUAAAAGUAAAGUAUGUAUAAUUACAUAUGCACAGAUUAGUUUAUUGAAGGUCUCAUAACAUUGGAGGAAAGAUAUCAGUAACCUGUAGCAAAAUCACUGUUUUUUAAGAAUAUAAAGACUAAUGAUCACUAUUUAAGCUUAUGAAAAGUUGGUAGUUACUAUUAUUGCUGAGAUACAGGUGGUUUUAAGAAAUACGACAGAUUCCUGGCGUCUGAGUGGGCCAUGCUAGUACAUUAGGCUGUAGCCCUGUCAGUGUGUGGGGAGACAAGGCCAACGUAGUAGUGACUAUUUUAUCUUAGGCUUUUUGUUUCUGAGAAAUCACUAGGGGUUGUGGUUUUGAUCUCACUUAAUCAGAAUCUUUUUCACCUUGAUUCGAAUUAGAAUACUUCAUAGUCAUCAUUUUCUGUCUUACAGAUUUCAGUAGUGUAUGUGCUCUUCCAUAUUUGAUGUACCCCUAAGAUCUUUGUCACAUGUUACAGAUGCAUAAUUGGUAAGAUGGUGGAUUCUGCAAAAAUGUAGAACUUUCGAAGGGUGUGGAAUGAAACCUUUUCUUCUGAUCAUCUCUGCAACAUUCCUGUAUUUCCAUAGUACACAGUUACCCCCAGUCCGUAGAUGUUCCAGUUGUUACUCAGAAGAAAACAUGUUUGCGUAAGAAAACUCGCAGAGUGGUUCAUAUUUCACAGACAUAUGUAAGAGAAGAUGACACGGGAAGUAAUUCAUGCUUAUUUCCUACAGAAUAGGAAAAGAGAGCACUAAAUACUGUGAAGGAAAUUGAAUGUUUUUGAAAUAUGAGAAGAAUGACAUGGUACUAAAUAAUUGUGGUUUCAGACUAUCACACAUCCAAAUCACGGGGAAGGUUUUUAUACAGUGCAUGUUGAGGCUCGAGCCUCCGCCACGUCCUUUCUCUCCCUACCUUACUCCUCCUCCCUCCUCUGGAGUUUCUGAUCUCCGUAGUGGUUGGGUGCAAACUGAAAAUUUACAUGUGUAAGAAAUUCCUAGGUAAUGUGGGUUUGGCUUAUCAGCAGCAGCAUUUGGAGAACAACCAUCGCCUUACCUUACCAUCAAUUCCUAAGGAGUGUUACUUACUCUUCUUAUGAGAUCCCUUUGGUGAAGAGUUUAUAUCCAUUUCAUCUACAACACAGAAAAUAUAAUUCCCUUAUUCUCAUAACUUCAGUUAAAUGUUUUACACUUAGGAGAACAGCAUUGGAGUGCACAGAUGAAUCACAGAACACAGCCUUUGUCCACAAUUAACUAAUUUCAUUGUUUCAAGAAAAGGACUUAAAAUUAGGGUUAUGUUUGAAAGUGAAAACAAAAUGUAGCUUGGGUCUUUAUCCAUUUUAAGUUUAGAAAUUACAUGUCACUGUCAUUCAUGUAUUUCUUGAAUGAUUACCUGAUUCUGUACUUACUGUGUGAACAACACUGACCAAAAGCUAAUAAUAUUCACGGUAUUCUGUUUCCUUUUUAUAGCCUAUUAAUGAAACCACUCUUUUCAAAAACAUUUACUUAUUUUAUAAACAUAAGUCCCCAGCGUGUCUACUUGAGUCACAGCAUGAUAAUAUAUGAAUAUUGCAUCAAAAUCUAUUCAAGAAAUUGAGGGCUAUGCUUCAGAGGAGAAUAUAUAUAUUCUAAAACUCAUUUUAAUUUUCUGAAAUAGUUUCUAACAAUUGGAACUUGUUUAAGAGAGUCAGCUUAGAAUUGCAGGGCCGGUGAAGGCAGAAGUUUUUCUCCUGUCAGAAUCAGCACUUUGCAAGUUUAUAUAGCAUUAGUGUUAUACUCUGAGACACGCAUGCUUUACAAGCAGUUCUGUCUGAAAAGGGAGGCCUUCUCCCCGUAGUGCGCUCCAGGGCAUUCUCUAGGCCUGCCAGCAGGAUUCACAGCUCUGUAGGUACAUAUCGUACAGUGUAGUGAAGGUGGAUGUUUGUGCUGGGCUUUGUAAAUAAAAUGAGGGUGACCCCUAGCCACCAUUUCCUUUACCUGAUUUACACUGUAAAGUCAGAGUCUGUGUUAUUUAUUAGAGUAUAGUUAGUCAGUUACGGGAGAGGAGAUACAAAGUGAUGUGCAGCUUGAACACUGCAGCAGGUCGUACUGCUGGUAAUUCCCAGAGGCAUGAGCAGAUGGAGGUCAGUUCAUCGAGGGACGAGCAGAUGUGUUCCAGGGGUGGAGAGGGCUGAUUCUCUCAUGCUGUGAUGAGAGCACUUGACCUUAAGGUAGAGUUUUAUAUGAAGUGCUUUCUUUCAUUUUUAAAAAAUUUCAAUCCUAAUCUUACAAUCUGACUGCUACAGCUAUAACUAACUGAAUUGAUUCCAUUCUUUAAGUGGCUGUAAAAUACAGAUUUAGAUUGGAUAAUUUUUCAGAUAUUUCUCAAUUAAUAUACAUUUACAUGUAAAGAUAUUUUUUAGUUCUUCCUUACUAGCUAUUCAUUAAUUGUUGCCUGAUAGAAGUUUAUAGUGACAUUAAUGGAAUAGAUUCAUGUCCUUCACUGGUCCCUUUGUGAAAUAUGAUUUAAAAGACAAUGUGUAAUUAUUUUGUAUAAAAAUGCUCUUGUAGGUGAUUUGCACUAAUUGUUGUAAAUUGAAAGGAAUAAAAAUAUUGUAUUUAUUGGUGUGAAUUGUUAUUCUAAUACUGGUAGAAUGCAGAAUUUUUUGCAAGCUUGUAUUAUUUUAAAAGUCAUUUAACUAAAGGGCCACAGUCCUUAUUUGCCUCAUCUGUUAAGACGUUUUGUUGAAAUAGCUGGCCACCGUUAAAUAAAAUAAUCCAUCACUGUUGGUGCAUAGACUUUUGUGAAGUGUUAGAGCUACUACUGAGGUUUUCAUUUGAGUAAUACUAACAUUCAAGACUAGCGUUUUGAUUUUUCUGCUAGACAUGACAAGCUGAAAAUGCAAUUUUACAAAAGUUUAAGAGCUGUAAUAGUGUAUGUUUUCAGACAGUUCUUUAUUUUGCUUUAUACAACUUUGAGGGGAUCAAAGUAAAGUAUUUUAUUAGCUUAAAAAAUGGUUAUCUUAUAAAGGCCAACUUCAUCAAAAAGGUACAACCCUUUUUAAGUAUGUACUAUGGAUUUUGUUUCUUCCUGAAAUUUGGCUUCUCAUCUGGCUAUAAAUUAUUUGUAUAGGAGAUGUGUUUAUUGUUUUAAUUAGUUUGUAAAAAGUACUUACUUUAGUUCCUAAUGGACUUGUUAAUCAGAAAUUAAGAGAGUUAAAGAAACUCUUUAGAACACUACUUGCCUGUACUAAGGCACAGGAAGAAAUAAGUCAGUUCUUUCUUUUACCUGUUUGCAUAUUGUCAGUGGUCAGUAGAUACCAGAUUGAUUGCUUGUAAUGUGCAUCAUAGCGCUUAGGAAGAGAAAGCAUUUUCUUCUUCUUUCUUGUCUUAAUCACAUGCAAAAGAAGUAUUUUGCAUACAUCCAGAACUGUGUUUAUUUGGUCACUGCGUUUUGUUAAAUGAAUGUGUGAAGGACCAUAUAAAGCUGCUUUAUUAUUUGUAUCUGUAUCCAGUGUAAGACCAGUAUCUAGGAAGUUGUCUUUAGGAGGAAAGUAAUCAAGCCCUCAGGUUUCAUUUUACCUCCUAAACAGUAUUCAUUUACGUUGUUUAAAAUUUUAAGUGUCACAAUGUCCUGUAGUGCUAAUGUGCACAGAGGAUAUUAGAGUCUAUAAAGAUGCUUUAAGUGUCCAGUUUGAAUUCUAUUUUAAAAAUUCAGUGUUAAUUUAUAGAUUAAUUUUAUAUUAUCUCGAUAUUUUAAGACAUUGCCAUCUUAUAAUGUGCUCUUGGUAUAAUAAUUUGUUUUAUUAGCCAUUUGUGUUACUUAAUAAACUCUUGUGCUGCAUCCUCAUA